AAUCUCGUACGUGGAAGACGUAUUAUGCGCAGUAUAGUCUCAAUUGAAUAUUCCUAGAUCGUUGAAACGGUUUAAUUUCGAUCGAGAUCGCGAUUAAAUUAUCAAAAAAAUCAUAUGGUUAUUCAAUAUUAUAAAUUUUAUUAAAUACGAGAAAGUGACGAUCGUGAAAUUAAAGAUCAAUCGAAGAGAUUGAGAUCACGUUUUAUCAGAUAUCUUUCAAGGAUUAAUCCUUUGAAUUGGAGUCCCUCGUCAAGGAUUCAAGGCGAUAGACACCACGGAUGACGUUACUUAUUGUGAAGUAGAAAGAGAAGAAGGUGGAAGAGGAGGAAGAGAAAGAAAAAGAAGAGCAGCCGCUAAGUGCGAUAGACUGCGCAUUCGCGAAAAGGGGAAGGACGAACGACACAAAGAGAAAGAUAUAUAUGCGUAUACACGUACACAUAUACAUAUAUAUAUAUAUAUAUAUAUAUAUACAUAAAGAAAGGGAGUAAGAGAGAGAGAGAUAGGGAGACAGAGAGAUACUAAGAGAGAGAGAGAGAGAGAGAAAGAGAGAGAGAGAGGGAGACAGAGAGAAAAGGGGUAGGAUCGUUGGUGUAGAGGGCGCAUGCGCAGAGAAUUUCCCGGGAAUCGGGUCUUUCCGGGUCUCCGACACGGAUUUCCCACUUUCGUUCGUCACUUGAGCGCCCGAGUCGGCGACGUGCGAGACACGGCAACAGGUGACGAAUAUUCGCGCCGGAGAGUUUAUUAUCAAGAGAGAGAGAGAGAGAGAGAGAGAGAGAGAGAGAAAAAGAGAGAGAGAGAACAUUUCAAUCUUCUCGAUAAUCGAUUCUUCUUACUCGCAAGAAAUUCAACGAUAAUUUCAUUUUUCGAGAAAAUUGUUCAUUCUCCUCGUUUAUUUCUUGAUAUUCUCUUGCUCUAAAAUUUCACGAAAAACGAACGAACGAACGGAAAGGAAAAGAAGAUUUUUGUUUGUUAAUUAAAUCAAUCUGAUCUAACGCAAAAUGAGUGUCGACGACGUGAUCAACUAUAAGCCUGACGAGGACGAGGAUCUUUACGCUCUUCUAUCCUGCGAUGAGUCAGCGACGGUCGAGCAAAUCAUAGCAGAGUACAAGGCACUAGCCCUACAGUAUCAUCCUGAUAAAAAUGCUGGUGACAAGGAAGCCGAGGCAAAAUUUCAAAAACUUAAAAAUGCCAAAGAGAUUCUAUGCGACCCAGAAAAGAGGAGCAACUACGACAAGUGGCGGCAUAGCGGUAUUUCCAUUAGCUACAAGCAGUGGCUUGGCAUGAAGGAACACGUUCAUCAAUCGAUGCAUUGGAGUACACCAAAAACGAAGGACCGGAUGUUGCCGGAUGGAAGUACCGUUGGUGGUGGAGGGGGAGGUGCCGAGGGUUCACCAGGUCAUGUAAAAGGUCAGGCCCCGAAUGCUCACAGAAGGGCCAGCGAGGGUGGGGCUAACAUUUACUAUGGUGCUCGGCGUGACAUCGAGUGGGACUCGCAGGCUUCGAGCGAGGUCGUCAACAAGUUUCGUAACUAUGAGAUCUAAAAUUUUGAGAUCUAUAGAAGGACGACGAUCGUUUAUGGAGGAUCCUUCCUUUUUCGUAUCGCACAGGAUCAAGCUCGAUCGUUACAUAAUUCUAAUUAUCUCUCUUGCUCUCUGUUUGACAAUGAAGAUGAUUCUUUCCAACAAUAACAACAACAAUACAUCUAUACGUAUACAAGGUGUUCUAUUUUAAUCGAUUAACGUUAUAAUCGUUGUAUGUAAAAUAAUCUUUAAUGGUGUUGGAAAGAAGUCGAUUAAUUAUUCUUUUUUUUUUAUAUUUUCUAAUUAUAAUUUUUCAAUUGACUUCAAUCGAAAGAAAAUCGAUUUAAAUGGGACACCCGUAAUAUACGAGAAAGGAGCGCCGUAUUACACGUACAUACACAUAGACAAACACACUUAAACGUAUACAUACCUCCUUGUGCAUUUAUCGUUCAUCACUGUCCAACCAACAGCAGGAAAAUGGCUCGGAAGAUGAUACUAAGGACGUCUAAUUUUUUUUCUCCUAUGUCGAGAACAAUUUAUUUAUAUUACUUUUUUCUUUCUUUUUUCUCUUAUCUUUUUACUUGUUUUUUUAUUCUCUCAGGAAAAAUAAUCUUGAUAAUUUAAAUGUCCAAAAUAUAUUUUUUUUCUUCCAAGAGAAUUUGCUCCAGCAAAUCGUUUCUUCGAAAAGAAUGAUUAUCGUGAACCCUUGAGGGACAGAAAUAAAAAAAUAUUCUUUGAAGGAUCUCUCUCUCUCUCUCUCUCUCUCGCUUUCUUUCGCUCUCUCUCUCUUUCUUUCUCGUUUUCCCUCAUUUUUCCUCGCUCUCUCGUUCUCUCUCGUUCUCUUUGAAGUGAGAGAGAUGAGCCAUGUCACGAGCUCAAGGAAAAUACGAGAGUACAACACCAGUAUGGGGUUUAUGGUAUUUAGUUAUUAAUUUUUUCUGCUCGUCUAUUCGACCAAGAACAAUUACAAGUGAGAAAAGAAUGAUCAGAGAAAACGAAAUUAAUAUGUACUUAUGUAUAAAAAAUAAGAUCGUGAAUCUUAUUUAACGUUGAUUUCGCGUUAAUAAAUAAACGAAUUUAAUCCUUCUUUCCCCUAUGGAAAUUUCCUAAUAACACGAAUAGUUAUUAUUAGCAAAAAUAAAAAAGUUGUAUCGAGUUGAAAUAAGAGAGCGAGCGAUAAAGGUCGAUUGGUUGGACAGUGCUUUUGAUGUCGUGUCGAGAGAAUAAAUAAAUAAAUAAAUAAAUAAAUAAAUGAAUUAAUAAGUAAAUAAAUAAAAAAAAGAGAUAUAAAGAAAAUAAAUGAAACGAAUGAAAAAAGAAAAAAAAAGAAGAAGAAUUAUAAAGUGUAAAAGAAAUUAUCGAUUCCACGUGCGGGGGAGUCGCGAGAUAAGAUUAAAUUUGUUGUUUCUACGGUAAGGCUCUCACUUCCCAAUGGAAUACUGAAAGAGUCUUGUCUUCCAAAAUAGUAUUGUGAAAAGGGGGUGGAUAUUGCGAGGAAGGGCAAAAAAGAAAAAAAAAAGAAAUACCAACAGAAAAGAAAAGAAAAAAAAAAGAAUGAAAGAAAAAGAAACGAGAUCGUUUUGACGUUCGAUAAACGUUCAGUUGUACGAAAUAAAAUAUGCGACAAUGCGCAAAUAAGAUCUUUGUCCUCUAUCAAAAAAAAAAAAAAAAAAAAAAAGAAAAACAAAUAAAUACAAGAACGAAAACUCGGAGGAUGAAUCGAACUUGAGAAUUGUAUCUCUAUUUUCUUUUUUUUUUAUUCUUCUUUCGUACUCGAGAAAGACCAAACUUUUUAAAUCCAUUCCAUUGUGAAAUAGAGCGAAGAAGCGCACUCGUACCUGUAUCUAAUGUCAAACACAAGCAAAAUACUUACAUCGUUACUCCUCGUCACUUCCCAUUUCGAAAAAUGUUUUAUCCAUUUUACAGCUCCCGUCAUCAUUUUUUGACAUUUUUCGAAUUUCACGUUCAUCGUUCAAUCUAAUAAAUAAAAAAAAAAAAAAAAAAAAAAUGACACAUUUUUGGCUUCAUCAUUUGAUGGCUUAUAUAUUUUUUUUAUUUGUUUUUUUUUUGUUGUUUAUUUAUUUAUUCUAUCUUACGUCAUACGCGCACAAACAUGAACAGGGUUUUACGUUCUUGUCGUUACGCGAUGAUAUUAGAGUUGUUUUGAGAAAAUUUUUAAUGGUUUAUUUGAAAAUUUUCCAAUUCAUUUUAAUAUAUAUUCUUUUUAUAUGUAUAUAUAAUAUAUAAUACAUACAAAACAUGCAGAUUACCAACGACGUUAUUGUAAUAAUUAAACAAAAUUUGCACCUUUGGUUUCACUCUCUUUCUCGCUCAAUUGAUCGAUCGACAGAUGUUCGUUUCUUUAUUUUAAAAUUAAAACAUGCCUAUCUAUAGCUGGUUCAAAUAACAAUUUAAUGGUCCAGUGGUCAAUUAAUAUACAUACACAUGUGUAUCGAUGUAUAUAUCUUUUAGUCAUUGUUCUAAAAAUUUCACUUUACUAUCAUUACUGCAUACAUAUCAUUUUCAUUUUUUUUUUUUUAUUAAUUUCUUUUUACUUUAUUUUUACUCCUUUUUUUUUUGUAAUGACAUUCGAACUCUCCCGUGUGCAAACUGCAUAUAUCAUCAAUGUAUAAUGUCAUAAAAACAAAUAAGUUGUUCGAUGAAAAAGCAUAGAACGAUAACGAUAAUAGUUAUAAUAAUGAUAAUAAUAGCGACAGCCACUAUCGUCAUUGUUAUUGUCGUAAAGAUAAAAACGUAAUAACGUUAGACCUCAAAUUAAUUGCAAUUGUCGUUAAAAGUCAUUUUUCUUUUGAAAAAUUCUUAUCCCUUCUCCUCAUCUAUUAUCUGUUCCUGAUCCAGAAAGCCCAUAAAUAUGGGUUUUUAUUUAUGUCUAUAUGUUUCUUAAAGGACACCAGGACAGCAUCAUAAUGUUGAGAUAACAAAGAAUUUAAGGACCACGUAGAUAGUGUUCGUUCUUAUUGACGCGUAAAAAAAAAAAGAAUAAAAGAGCAAAUUGAUCGCAUAGAAAUUUUAUAAAAGAUUUAAGAUUGAUACAAGAGGUAGAAGAAGAAAAAGGAAAAAACAAAGAAAUUGGAAGAAGAAGAAGGAGAAAAAAAGAAAGAAAGAAGAGGUAGUUGAUAAUAAUAAUUCAAAUCUAGUAUGCAAAAGCUGAAAGUUUCAUUGGCAUUUUAUCAAAUAAGAUCGGCCACACUUUUGCCUGCGUAGUUUUUAAAUGAGAAAUUCUUGGACCAUCCUGUACGUGUAUGCGCAUAUACCUGUAUACCUAUAUUUUUCUAUCACGGAUUCGUCUGUGACUAUGUCUACGAUGCUUCAUUGAGUAUUAUCGUCGUUAAUAUCGUCGACUAUUUAUUAUUUUCUAUGUAAUAUUGAUUCAUAGUCAGACGUGCUCUCGGAAAAAAACAUUGAUAGAUUUAAUUUAUAAAACAAAAAAACAAAAAAAUUUAAUUGAAAUUAACAA
Vespa velutina is the source of this 4998-nucleotide messenger RNA. RefSeq names its product J domain-containing protein (gene jdp). The record is from RefSeq and is a predicted model, not a curated record. The transcript has 5 exons. NCBI's taxonomy places the organism in Eukaryota, Metazoa, Arthropoda, Insecta, Hymenoptera, Vespidae. Gene Ontology annotation, cellular component: cytoplasm. The coding region runs from base 999 to 1541 and encodes 180 amino acids.